AUGAUCGAGUCACCCACUUCGACAUUUUCUCUCACCGAAUUUCUCUCCCAACUCUCGAGGUUUGCUGCCGCUCCCUUGACCAAGCCGACCAAGAGCCAUCUCGCCGACAUGGCUCAUCAAAGCCCACCAGGCAUUCUGGUGCCGGUCCGCUUCAAGCCUACAUGUACGCAUCUUACCAUGACGCGGCUUUACGGCUUUGAGUUUGUGUGCGAUGCGUGCCGCCGCCCAGGUCCCUUUGGUUGGGUGUAUUGUUGCACGCAAGAUCGCGAGGUGAUGAUUGAGAGCGCAGUGGCCGCUGGUUGUCCGAUAAAGCAAUAUUUUGACGGUCUGGGGGAAUAUUGGUCCUCAAAGUUACGCAUUAGAGCGGGGAGCGCAGAAGCCAGAGCAGACCCUCUCAGUCUCUUCGAUGAACUCACACCACAGCAAAUGUCACAAUAUCGCCCGGAGCAAAUUCAAACCCUUCUACGGCAGCGGGAGUCUGUGAGUAAAUUUCGCCAGUGUUGGGAAGUGUCCGUUCCCCAUAGAAGCUCCGGAAUUGACUUGAGAACUGAAAAGGUCCGGAACGCCACAUCAAGAGACAAUUUGCGCCGCAAUCCCAUGUCCAAUCAUCAAAUUUUCGAACCUUACCAAGACGCGAUUUUUCUGGGAACUGAGAAUCCUCGACCCUGGGUUCCCAGUUUAGAGCACGAAUGUCGCUAUAUGAUCUGCCCUUUAUGCCGACCUUCAGCAGCUGAUAGGUCCUUCCUGAGCCUUGAUGGUGUGGCCAAGGGUGAAGUCCAACCUACAUCGGCUGUCGGGUUUGGGUUUCAUGGCAUGGGUGAACGGCCUGUCGUGAACGUUGAUGUUCUCAGGUCAAUUGGCUGCCGCCCACCCUCCUUGACUCAAAGUAAUCGCGAUGGGAGCACCGAUAACUCCUUGCCGGAGUCAGACAUCAGUCUCAUAGAGCUCCUUGAGAAGCAAAUUUCCAGCAGUCAACAAUAUCCCUCUGGCAGAGGAGUGGGCUUUCGAACAGGCCUUGAACUCGAUGGCAGCUUCUCUCUUUCGCAGGCAGCAGAAGCUACUCCCAAAACCCUCAAGCACUCACCAGGCUACGACAACCUGUCUGCAGUCUUCACGCAAACAACUCCGGAAGCUCAAAGCUCGGCACAAGCACGACCUGCCUGGACGCCCCCGCCCUCUCCCAGCCCGUACGGGUUAUCAAGCGCCUCUGAAACAUACUCGCUUGGGUUCGCCGAAGAGCCAAGCAUCACUGAUGGUCGAAGAAGUUCCCUCUCGUUGAAGUCCAAUCAGUUCAUGCGGCAGCAACUGGUCCACUCGCUUCCCCUGAUUGAAUCACAAGGUCAGCUCACUGAUCUCGACGACAACUUCCUAGACGAAGAGCGUCCGUACGAGCCAGACUAUGAGCGCGAUGCAGGGCCAGCUUACCGGUCCAAGGAGGCUUCUGGUAUGGCAAGCAAAACUACAUUACAAAUGCCAGGACCAACAGAAGAGAUUCGCGUUUACGCCCAGGAGAGCCUAGUUACGAGCUCUGCAGAGGGCGAAAGCAGUUUGGCAACUGAAUACGGCGUUGCCGUCUUGGAAGAGAGCACCGAGCUCGGCAUCCCGGACGUGAUUACCCAAGUAUAA
Molecule: messenger RNA, 1626 nt
Organism: Clonostachys solani
Lineage: Eukaryota; Fungi; Ascomycota; Sordariomycetes; Hypocreales; Bionectriaceae
Source: the annotation of a GenBank genome assembly